GCCCGUGGGUCGCUAGAAAUAGCAGCAUAGAUAGCGGAGAAACAGAAGUUGGCCGCAGGGUCACCCAGGAAGUGCCCCCUGGGGUUUUCUGGCGGUCUCAGAUCCAUAUCACCCAGCCACAGUUCCUGAAGUUCAACAUAUCCUUAGGGAAGGAUGCUCUUUUUGGUGUUUAUAUAAGAAGAGGACUCCCACCAUCACAUGCCCAGUAUGAUUUCAUGGAACGCUUGGAUGGGAAAGAGAAAUGGAGUGUGGUGGAGUCCCCACGGGAACGUCGAAGUAUUCAGACCCUUGUUCAGAAUGAGGCUGUGUUUGUUCAAUACUUGGAUGUGGGUUUGUGGCACCUGGCAUUUUACAAUGAUGGCAAGGACAAAGAAGUAGUGUCUUUCAGUACAGUUAUUUUGGAUUCAGUGCAAGACUGCCCACGUCACUGUCAUGGGAAUGGCGAGUGUGUAUCAGGUGUCUGUCACUGUUUUCCAGGAUUUCAUGGAGCAGAUUGUGCUAAAGCUGCUUGCCCGGUUCUGUGCAGUGGCAAUGGUCAAUACUCUAAAGGCACCUGCUUAUGCUACAGUGGCUGGAAAGGUCCAGAAUGUGAUGUACCCAUCAGCCAGUGUAUUGAUCCCUCAUGCGGAGGUCAUGGUUCCUGCAUCGAUGGGAACUGUGUCUGUUCGGUUGGCUAUAAAGGAGAAAACUGUGAAGAAGUUGAUUGCUUAGAUCCAACGUGCACCAGCCACGGAGUCUGUGUGAAUGGAGAAUGUCUCUGCAGCCCAGGCUGGGGUGGGAUAAAUUGUGAGCUUCCCAGAGCCCAGUGUCCAGACCAGUGCAGUGGGCACGGUUCCUACCUGUCUGACACAGGUCUAUGUAGCUGUGAUCCCAACUGGAUGGGUCCCGACUGCUCUGUUGAAGUGUGCUCCGUGGACUGCGGCACCCAUGGGGUGUGCAUUGGCGGAGCAUGUCGCUGUGAAGAAGGGUGGACAGGAGAGGCGUGUGACCAGCGUGUGUGUCAUCCCCGUUGUACGGAGCACGGAACUUGUAAAGAUGGGAAAUGUGAAUGCAGAGAGGGCUGGAAUGGGGAACACUGCACCAUUGGUAGGCAAACGACAGGCACCGAAACAGGCACAUAUUGCUUUCUUUUCAUAAAUUGUAGAGACAUAGUUACUGUUGUGUAUUGUAAUAGGCUGUUCCUUUAA
Nestor notabilis (Kea) is the source of this 1187-nucleotide messenger RNA. RefSeq names its product teneurin-2-like. The record is from RefSeq and is a predicted model, not a curated record. Gene Ontology annotation, molecular function: protein heterodimerization activity; protein homodimerization activity; cell adhesion molecule binding. Gene Ontology annotation, biological process: heterophilic cell-cell adhesion; neuron development. Gene Ontology annotation, cellular component: neuron projection. The annotation marks the transcript as partial. Lineage: Eukaryota; Metazoa; Chordata; Aves; Psittaciformes; Psittacidae. The transcript is spliced from 6 exons.